AUGUUGUUGAAAGGUGUAUGGUGUGAAGUUUUCUUACUUGGGUCAUGGACAGAGUCAAAUGCUCAAUCAGUUGUUGUCUCAAUUCCGCAGUACAAUGUUGUUAAAAGGGUCAGCUACAGAACAAAAUGUUUAGAACUACAGUAUAUCAUACCAGUAUACUAUUAUGCUGAUGCCAUAAUACCAUUAUACCAUUAUGCUGCAGCAGUGAUACUUUUACUUGGGUCAAGGAAAGAGUCCAAAGUCUUAAGAAAUAAUGUGAAUCUUCGUUGUUGCUGUGGAAGAAUAAGUAGUUGGCUAGCUAGCGUACAUGUGAGGAAAAUUAGUCAUCGUAUACGAUCAUGCAACCCUACCAUUAUUAAAGCGUCACGCUCUUCAUGGUUUCUUAAAGUGAGAUCUAGCUACAAAACUAGAUCGAUAGAGGAAGAAGAAACUGAGAUAAGAGGAUCCAAAUACAUGGAUGAACUGAAAACCAAACCCAUAUGGAUUCUUCUUCUUUCAUUUCUAGGCCUUCUUUUUCUUUUCAAGCACACCAUAUCUGUUUUGAGAUGGUUGUUCAUUACUCUCCUCAGACCAGCCAAGAAUUUGAAGAAGUUUGGUUCAUGGGCACUCAUCACAGCACCAACUGAAGGUAUCGGAAAAUCUUUCGCCUUUGAAUUAGCUCGAAAGGGUCUCAACUUGAUCUUAGUUGGUCGAAACAUACACAAGCUACAAAAUGUCACUAGAGCAGUUCAAUCCGAAUAUCCAAACAUCCAGAUCAAGAUUGUCGUAGUCGACUUCUCAUCGAGUGAUCUUACGGUUGGAAUUCGGAACAUAGAGGAAGAGAUUGGCGGUGUAGACGUGGGCGUGUUGAUAAAUAAUGUGGGUAUAACGUAUCCUAGUGCUAAAUUCUUCCAUGCAGUAGAUGAAGAAAUAUGGAUGAACAUAAUAAGAGUAAAUAUAGAAGCUACUACCAGGGUUACAAUGGCGGUUCUACCGGGUAUGCUGAAGAGAAAGAAAGGUGCAGUUGUCAAUAUUGGUUCUGGUGCUUCCAUUGUUGUACCUUCACAUCCCUUGUUCGCUAUUUAUGCUGCUUCAAAAGCGUAUGUUGAUCAAUGGUCGCGAAGCAUACACGUGGAAUACAAGGAUCAGGGAAUCGAUGUCCAAUGCCAGGUACCGCUCUAUGUUGCAACCAAAAUGGUGUCGAAAGUUGCAUCCAUAGAGAAAUCUUCUCUGUUUGUACCUUCACCAGAUGCUUAUGUUCGAUCAGCAGUGCGGAGGAUUGGACAUGGAGAACCAAGAUGCACUCCUUAUUGGACCCAUUCUAUUCAAUGGUUCUUUGCAUAUUACUUUAUCCCAGAGUUUUUACUCGAUGCCUGGCGCCUCUCUAUCGGUCUUCAUAGGAUGUGUGCAACCGAGCGUCUUUGAAGUCGGAUUAUUUUUUUCUCAGACAUUUACGUGUAAGAGAUAAUGUAACAGUUUUUACAAUAUGAACACAAGAUUUGAGGAAUACUUAUUUUUAGUAGAAA
Messenger RNA from Papaver somniferum (opium poppy), 1505 nucleotides. Its product is annotated as very-long-chain 3-oxoacyl-CoA reductase-like protein At1g24470. Gene Ontology annotation, molecular function: ketoreductase activity. NCBI's taxonomy places the organism in Eukaryota, Viridiplantae, Streptophyta, Magnoliopsida, Ranunculales, Papaveraceae. Gene Ontology annotation, cellular component: endoplasmic reticulum. The transcript has 5 exons. Bases 1 to 1404 code for a protein of 467 amino acids. The record is from RefSeq and is a predicted model, not a curated record.